AUGUUCAGCUAUCUUGAAAUAAUAAUAAAUUUAAUUGGUGUAUUUUUCGCGAUAUUCUCCUGUUUUAUAAACAUUUUCAAUUUGAAGAAACUGGAAAAAAAAAAGGAGGACAUGGUUUUGUUCUAUUUCCGAUUUUUUUUAGAUGCAUUUUUUGGAGCAACUAUCCUCUUUUUCUUUGCAUCAUCAAUUGCAUCUAAUUUCAGUGCCGAGGAAAUAGUUAUCAAACUAAUAUAUCUUUCCGGGCUUUUAGGCACACUUGUGGGAAGAGCCCGAGCCGCCGUGACAUUGAUGAUUACAGUUGAGAGAAUAUUGGCAGUUUUUACACCUAUUUUCUACCGAAACUACCGCCCACUUAUAUCAAACUUGGCAAUUCUAAGUUUGAUAGUUGGCUACGGACUAUUUGACUAUUUAAUUAUGCGCUUUUUGUGCGAUUUCAAGUUUGUAAUUCCCACUAACUGUAUAACAGCUGGUUGCUCCAUGAACCUAUGUUCAAGUCAGUACUGGGCCACAUCCAAAACAGUUAUUAUUGCGUUUACGUUCUUAUUUGCAAUAAUGUUGUCACUAAAGCUUCUCUGGAAAGUUAUCAAGGAAAAAAACAAAGAUUUUAAUAAUGCUAACCGUCUAGCAUUGAUAGAUGCUGCAAUCAUAUUUUUAUUUGAUAUUUCAUCAAGCAUAAUCUCGUAUUAUGUUAUUAAAAUCAAUAACGGUGGGCCAAUUACAGCAGCUUUGAAACAAUUCGGAUGUGUCAUAGAAGCGUUGUUGGUUUUUCGAACGAUAACUCGUAAAACUAGAGUUGUGAAGAUAGGCAAAAGUGAUGUGAUAGCUAGUCACGCAAAAGGACACAACAAGCAGCCGACAUUUUAG
Molecule: messenger RNA, 864 nt
Organism: Caenorhabditis elegans
Lineage: Eukaryota; Metazoa; Nematoda; Chromadorea; Rhabditida; Rhabditidae
Gene: srbc-21
Product: Serpentine Receptor, class BC (Class B-like)
Exons: 6
Coding region: 1-864 (287 amino acids)
Source: RefSeq, marked reviewed